Messenger RNA from Amoebophrya sp. A25, 1885 nucleotides. NCBI's taxonomy places the organism in Eukaryota, Dinophyceae, Syndiniales, Amoebophryaceae. The record is from the annotation of a GenBank genome assembly.
AUGGGUGGAGGAGUUAGAGACGAUAUUCAUAGUAUUUUGGAACCUUCAUCAACUACGCAGGAUGGUAAUAAAAACAAUGAGAGAACCCCUUUCAUGGAGGCAGGAUCGCAGGUGAAGGUGCCCAGAGAGUCCACACUGGUGCCAGAGAGUAUGCCCGUAAUACGGAGUAACUCCAAAAAUCCGUUUCUGUACUAUCCUGAGUCUUCAUCACCAGAAGAUGCCAGUUGUAGCAGCACUCCUGGUUGUCCGCGACGACCUGGACGUCGAAGAAGCGUUUUACAGCGUGUUAUCGUGCGGAGAGCGUCGAAGACUCGCGUCUCAGUGCAUCCUCGGCCAGCCCCUGAGCAUUCGAAAUCCAAGAAGGAUACCGCGUCCAACCUUAGAGAUAGCCUGGAAUCAGAAGAUGAUAAAAACUGCGAAAAAAUACAAUCUACGAAAUUUUCACCAUUUUCGGUCAGUAGAAGGGAAGAGCCAGUUCCUCCACCUGAUGUAACAAGACGAGAUUGUGAUGCAGGAGGUGGUGGCGGUCCGCCGUUCCUCUUCUACAACGAUUCCAGCGCGUCGUCAAGUAAAUCGAGCCAUGACGAUGAUGUUGACACUGUGCGCGAAGGAGUCUAUGUAGAUGACCUACUCUCCUCAGAUUCCUUGGCCUCCUCCUGCGCGCAGGAUACAACUUACAUGAUGAAUAACAGUACAACAGCGACUUACAAUCAUACAAACUCUCGCUCGCCUGCGGCGAAGCAACGACAAGAAGGUAAAAAAGCGGCCGAUGAAGUAAUCUUCUUCGAUGAGGCAGCACGUGCUUUUGUAUCCGGACCCGCGAAACAAGAAGGCGAGUACGAAUCGUCGAAAGCGGCAUUGGAAUUUUUGUGUGAAAGAAUUUUCCCUCACCUUCCGCAGUAUGCGCUGCAUACCUCUCUCUAUCUCCUCAAGUUUUUCAGCGUCGUUCUUCUUGAGAAUGAUCGCGAAGGAGGUCGCGGCCAUAAAAAGUUAUCUGGGCGGGCGCGGUUGCUAGCAAUCCUGGGGAACUCGACCAUUAUGGAAUGCCGUCAAUUGUUGAUUCAAGUACUUAUACAAUGUGGAAACAGAGUUUCGGGAUGUAGAUGCCUCUACGUCAUCAAGAAUAAAAAUUCUGGUAACCUCCAAAGUAGAUUUUAGCAAAAAGCCAAAUGAUCAUGCAUGGUGCUUCGGAUACAGAUGGGGUCUAGAUGUAGAUGUGCGCCAAUUCCUAGCCCCUCCACUGUCACCCCCUUCACUGUCACUGGGCGUAGGCCAUAUGGGUCACCGAUGGACCGUCUUGCUGAAGCAUUUGCGACCCUAUUUUGUCGACCCCAGGCAUACCGCAACGAAUUCUGGGUAGGUGUCGCACCUGCAGAGGCCCUGCUGAAGGCCGCUGUGAUGAAUAUCGACGCCUUGUUAGACGAAUGGACUUGAUACUAAAGGAGGCUUUGGUUUUCUAUUUCUUGUUUUUUUCCUGCCUCUCGUUGAUUGCAGCUCUGCUUUCGUCCAUUUAAGUAUAGCUGUAAAGAAAGUAGGGGAUAGAUGAUUCCUCUUGGGUACCAAAAAUACUGGGAAGAGAAAAUGUAAAGUACAGGUAAAGAGAAAGAGACUAUCAUGCAGAUGUUUUCUUGGGUUGUAACAUUUUUUUUGGUUUUUCUUUUCUAUGGUUCAUUCUUUCAUUUUUGCGUGUCUAUCGCCAGAGUUGAGCACGCGAUUCCUGGUUACAGUACAUUGCAAGAUGAACUACAUCAAGCUUGGAUGCACACUCGACGACAAAAAGCCACGGACAGAUCUGACUGUUGUCGCAGUGACAAAGAAAUUCCAAUUGUGAUAAUUCCUAAGGCAGUCGCUCUGCAGAUAGAACGAAAACAUAAAUAGUCGAAGC